Hemibagrus wyckioides is the source of this 1532-nucleotide messenger RNA. RefSeq names its product basement membrane-specific heparan sulfate proteoglycan core protein-like. Gene Ontology annotation, molecular function: cell adhesion molecule binding. The coding region runs from base 2 to 1249 and encodes 415 amino acids. Gene Ontology annotation, cellular component: cell-cell junction. The record is from RefSeq and is a predicted model, not a curated record. The transcript has 9 exons. NCBI's taxonomy places the organism in Eukaryota, Metazoa, Chordata, Actinopteri, Siluriformes, Bagridae. Gene Ontology annotation, biological process: cell-cell adhesion.
AAUGAUGGAGGGAGGGGGGACUGAGAGUGAAGAAACAGAUAGACAGACAGACAGAGAGAGAGAGAGACAGAAACAGAGAAAGAGAGCUGAAGUGAUCAUCAUGGAGCUCAUCAAGUCUACACUGAUAUUCUCCAGCCUUCUUCUCUCAGUAUUUGCUCAGAAGCCGUCGGUGUCGGUGGAGCCUCGCACCGUGGCCGUCAGACAGGACGAGACGGUGAGCAUCCGGUGCCGAGUGACGGGCGGAGCUCAGCCUGUACAGCUGGAGUGGAAACGAGCCAAUAACCAGCCACUAGCAGAUAACGUUAAAGUUGGCCCUGAUGGUUCGGUACUGACCAUUGCUCUUGCUCGCCCCAGUAACCAGGGACAGUAUCGCUGCAUAGCAACCAACUCACAAGGCAAAAGCACCGUCAUGGCAACGCUUACUGUGAAGCAGCCUCCAAAGGUGCGGGUGACCCCUGCCAGCCAAGUAAAGGUAAAAGUGGGUGGAAUCACAUCUCUGCAGUGCCAUGCGUCUGGGAAGCCCCGCCCCUCCAUUACCUGGUUUAAACAGGAAGCGGGAAGAGAGCUUGUACUGGUUUCCACGACGACAGGCACCAGUUUGACAGCAAAGGUGACAGUUUCAUCACCUCAAGAUGGCGGGACGUUUGUGUGUCGCGCCCAAAACAAGGACGGAACAUCCGAGGAGAAGGUGGAGCUUAAGGUUGAGGGCGGAGCCAUAGAGCCUAAGGCUACCGUUCACCAGACCGACAUGACAGCAGUCGAGGGACAAACCGUGACCAUGCACUGCCAAGCGAGCGGUUCCCCUACUCCUGUUAUUACCUGGUCUAAGCUGCGUGCUCCAUUGCCAUGGCAGCACAAGGCAGAGGGAGGAACCCUGACACUCAGUAACGUCGGACGACAAGACUCAGGUCAGUACAUCUGUAACGCCACAAACUCAGUGGGUUUCAGUGAAGCGUACGUGCAGAUGGAGGUGGACACACGUCCUUAUGCCACCACCGUUCCUGAUCAUGUGACUGCUCGCCGCGGCGACUCUGUGCGUGUGCAGUGCAUCGCCCAUGGCUCUCAUCCAAUCAGCUUCCACUGGUCGCGUGUGGGCGGGGCUGCAAUGUCUUCAGGAGCAAAGGUCACCAAAGAAGGCGUGCUGACGAUCGGUCAGCUCAAACCGUCCGACAGCGGGACGUACAAAUGUGUGGCCACUAAUCACAUCGGCAACAGCGAAACCUUCACCACCGUCACCGUUAGAGAGUAAAUGAUUUAUCCCUUCUGACAUGGAUGACGUGAUCACGUGAAGAUGAACUCUCUACUUAUCCGGAUGCAAUGCAAUGCAGCAGCCUUUAGAAACAACAGCAUGUAAUAACUCUCCUGUUUUUACGACUUAAUCCACGCAGCUUGUGUGUAAAACACGUCACAGUGUCAUGUUUAUGACUCGAGUUAACACUUAAACAUUAGAAACAGCUCACACUGUAGAACAUUCCGGCACUUUACACCCUCUUUGUUUAAUAAAUAGAUAAUAAAGUGAUGCCAUGGCCACA